Messenger RNA from Toxoplasma gondii ME49, 1677 nucleotides. RefSeq lists its product as hypothetical. The coding region runs from base 471 to 1544 and encodes 357 amino acids. Lineage: Eukaryota; Apicomplexa; Conoidasida; Eucoccidiorida; Sarcocystidae. The record is from RefSeq and is a predicted model, not a curated record. The transcript has 2 exons.
GCUGAGAUUCGGAACGAGUUCACUUGCCCCACUGCUAGAAAACUGUUCACAGCGCGAUUCACUUCGGUCAAAUGUCAUCCGUGAGACUCGAUGCGAUACGUGGCGCUUGCUCCGCAUCAUGGUAGUGAACAAAUGUUGGCAUGAUUCGCAUUACAAUGAUGGAACGAUGUGAUGCCUUGAAGCAAGAGGCACAUCAGCAAGUAGGAACACAGAACAUUUGCAUUCAGCGUCGUUUGCUGAAGCAGCCAGAACGCUUUUGAUGCAACCGCCUUGCGCGGACGAGCACAGCCGACAGGACGGCGGCUAAGAUCGGUUGCUUCGAGGUUAGUUGACCGUGUGAUUGUACACAGUCAGACUGUCACACAUAUUCUUUCUUACUUUUCUACACGUGUCCCUUCCUCGCUCUUGUAGCCAGUGAUCUUCCUUCAUUCUUCAUCCCAAACGGUCAAUAUUCGUACACCUAAACCACGAUGUUUCUCAAAAUCGUCGCUGCGGCGAGUGUCGCUCUUCUUAUGUCCGGUACGGCUUUAUCGGCGACUGUAGAGGUGCCAGAUGUCCUGGAUUUCUUGUCUCAAGAGACCACCUACGCGAGCAACGUAACGGGCGAUGCUGCGGAGAUUGAGGACGGUGUCAACGCGGAACCCGCGUUGGCGUUCAGCGCAGAUCAACUUCAGAUCCUUUUUGAAGGUCUUCUCGACCAGGAGUUUCCCGAUGAGAUGGAGAAGAUGGCAGCGAAAAUGAUGAUCGAAGACGCUGCACACGACUCUGACAGCAACGACGCCGAUGGAGAAGAACUCCUCAACAGGUUGUCGUCCAACAUCGCCAGUCUCAUGAACGACAACAUCGGGAAAUCCCUAACUGGGGAAAUGGAGUCGGAAGGAGCAAGAGGCGGCCUCGGACAAGGAGGUGUUACGCUGCUGCUGAAGCAAAACAUGGCAAAGAAGCUGAGGCUCAUUAAGAUCCUGGAAACCUUUUGGUUGUUUGUGAGGAUGUCGAAGCAAUACGUUCCACAUACGACGACGUCAACAAUGAAGCCUAGCACGUAUAUCCCUCCCCAUAAAGGCCAUCCCUCUCCUCCGAGUCAUUCAUCCACGACAACAAGGGCUCCUGGGCGUCCCGGAACUGCUCCGUCUCCGCCUGGGAACACACCGGCUCCCCGAGGAAACUCUGAGACAACCCUGUUCCUGAAUGUGGCGCCGUUAACGCUUUUGAACCGAAUAUGCCAAGGCCAGCGCGAAGCGUGCGCCCAAGUCUUUGCUGAGUCACUCCAUUCGGCGAUCUAUGCGGAGACUCAGGACGCAGCUUUCACAAAGGACAGGGUGAAGAUGGGCGCUGUAAACCCCCGAGGCUCUGGUGUAACCCAAGUCGUGAUUAUCGUGGGCGAUGGUGAUUUGCGGUUCGCCAAGGCGCUCGAGAAGGCGAUGGCUGACGUUCCGAAGUGCAACUCGGAGCCUUCCCUUCCCAUCUGCCAAACAAUGACUGGUGAUACUCUUGCGAAGAACAACGUCAGCCCUACAGUCAGCAGUGUGCGGGUCGUUCAGUGAUCACAUGAUCCAUUUCUAAUUAGGGGGCUUAUUCUGGGUACAAUCAUGUGGUCCACCGCUUGUUCGUUUGUGCAACAUCUGAUGCAGAGAGCAAUGGAUUUUUCUGAUCGCACAUUUGUUCAAAUAUUGCUAC